Molecule: messenger RNA, 1418 nt
Organism: Gymnodraco acuticeps
Lineage: Eukaryota; Metazoa; Chordata; Actinopteri; Perciformes; Bathydraconidae
Gene: ubap1lb
Product: ubiquitin associated protein 1-like b
Exons: 6
Coding region: 61-1131 (356 amino acids)
Biological process (GO): ubiquitin-dependent protein catabolic process via the multivesicular body sorting pathway
Cellular component (GO): ESCRT I complex
Molecular function (GO): ubiquitin binding
Source: RefSeq, a predicted model, not a curated record
CAAAAAAGUGGUGGCUCACACAACAACCCCAGAGCCACCACUUGAGCCAGGUAAACAAGGAUGGACGGUGUCCCUCUGAGGAUCCCACAGUGUGCCUCACAGGAAGUGGAAGACGACAUGGAGGUUAUUGUCCCUGAUUAUCUGAACACACUGCAGGACACAGAGUAUGGGUUCAGUCUGGAGAACUGGGUUCUUGCCGGGCUGCAGAGCGGCUUCAUUGGCCAGCAGAGUCCUCCACUCUGCUCCCCGUCCCGCCUGCAGCCGUCCUGCCCCCCCUACUGGAUGAUGUUCAGCAGCCCCCAGCAGAGCCGCCUGGCCAGCCGCCACUGCUCCGACUUCUGGGAGCCUACCCCUCGCCCGCGCUCCCACAGCCUCAACCCCGUCUUCCUGCGCAGCAAGAUGGCUGUCUCAGACUCGGAGGAUGAUGAAGAGGGCGGUGCCUGCUCUGUUGGAGGGCGUCCUGCUGCUCCAGGUGGGAGGAGUCGGAGGAGAGCACAGGCCUUCGUCCCUGACCUGCUGAACCCCCCCUCCUGCCUCAGCAGCCUGCCGCACCAGCGCAGGAAGAACCUCCGGCAGUGCUCCCUGUCAGUGCUGGACACACCCAAACAGCACAAUGCCAACACAGACAGCAGACCCCACAGCCACCGGACCCCCACCACCAGAGCCAACACAGUGGACCGCCUGCCCAGCUUCUACAGCCACAGGACCACAUACACGCGGCUCAGUCCAGACUCCUGCAGAGAAUCCUCUCCUGGCUGGGACUGGUCUGCAGACCUGCUGUCAGCUCUGAGCCCAGAGGAGAGGGAGCUGCUUGGGGCCGUCACUGCCCGGGGUUACCCCCUCCGUACCGCCAUCAUGGCCCUGCAGAGGACGGGCCGGCAGACCCCAGAUCAGAUCCUGAGCUACCUGCUGGCCUGUGACCACCUGUGUCAGCUGGGUUAUGAUAAGAGUCUGGUGGAAGAAGCUCUGGAGAUGUUUCAAAACUCUGAGACAAAGGCCGAGGAGUUCCUUCACCUGCUGAGUCAGUUCAACGAGAUGGGCUUCCAGCAGAACGCCAUCAAAGAGGUGCUGCUGGUCCAUGACAACCACCGGGAGCGCGCCCUGGAGGAGCUGAUGAUGCGCGUGGCCUGACAGAAGAUCUACACACACUCCAUAUCUCAACUGAAACCAAAAAUCCGCUGCAGGAAUAAAUAUCAAGUCCAGUUGAUAAGCACACAGAGAAUAACCCACAGUAUUAUAUCUGGACCUGGCCAAAAGUACAUUCACUGCAUUAUACUGUGUACAAUGAUGAUGAUGAUGAUGAUGAUGAUGAUGAUGAUGAUGAUGAUGAGGAAGAUGAUCCCAUAUUGCACCCUUUCAGUCCUGUGUUUAUUAUGUGAACAUGUGAAAGUAUUCUCAUGCGACCUGAGUAGUUUGUA